AUGCAGCUAGUGAAAGGCACUUUGGCCGAUACACUGCAAACAGAAAGACAUCAAGACUCAUUUACUUCUGCCUCAGAGGAUAACUCUGAUUUUGGAGCUGGCACAGGCAGCAUAGCUGAAAGCUCUAAUUCCGCAGGGGCCGCCUCUUCGUCAAAUGAAUCAAGGUGUUUUUAUGGCGGGGACGAUGGGCAACGUUUUCUAAGGAGGUGGCCCUCUACACCCCAACCAGGCACUCGUGUUUGGAUACGCUAUGGCGGCACAGUUUGCUAUGGUCAAGUCGUCCAUUGUAUGCCUGAACUUAAUAUGUUUACUGUGCGUCCAGCUGAUGGCAGUUCUAGUCUCGUAACACGCGGCCUUGAGGACAUACUGCCUUCUACCCCCCAACAGUCAAUCCUAACUCCGCCAACAGAAGAUGAAUGGGACAGUGACAUCAUUGGAUGUGAUGAAAGUGGACAAAAUACAAGCAAUGUAGCCUCAUUAGCAAGUCAACACGAAGUAUCUGUUUCGGACUCUUUUUCUCACCCCUUGUUCAUUGAUGUUCCUUCUAGGACAUCUAUCGAUGAAGGCACAUCUUAUGAGCCAAUGACCACAUUUUCUGGUUUACCAUCAAACUCAACGGCUUCGUUUAGUCUGUCACCGAUUUUGGGCUCUUCUGAUGUAGUUGAUGUUAGCAUCCCUAAACCUUCGGUUGAACAUUUUAGCACACCUCAAAAGACAUUCACAGAUGACAAUCCUUAUUCACAUCCUUCUUCGACAUUUGGAACCAGUCUACCGUCUCAUGGCUUCGUAGAUUCUCCGUUCUUCACGUGUUCAUCAGCUCAACGGAUGAGUCCUACGAAGAACGAUGUCUACUUUCAUAAAAGUUGGGAUGCAUUCUCAUCACAACCGGAGUUAUCUACCAAGGAACGCAUGAGAGCGCAUAGCGGUGGACUGCACUUGGAAAGCCAAUGCAUUAAUCCAUCUUAUCCCACAAAUUUACCAAAUCGAGCUUCAGUGGAUCAGAUAGUUGAUACAGUUAUACGCUGGAUCGAAUCUGUUUCUUUCAAUACAAUAUCUGAUUCUGGUGGAUGGGAUAAAAUCGAUGUGAAUGAGCUGAAAGAGGCUAUGAAAACAUUGUUAACACCAUCAAACAUAGCUGAAUGUGACUGCAGUCGAAGUUGUUCUGUAGACUCUUGUAAACCAGAGAUUUCUCCAUCACUUCUGGAACAAUCACAUUUUCCUGUAAUGGGGAGAAGCUCAGAGAGAAACAUACCAUUACCACCUGGUAAUAUUAGUAUCAGUCCGAGACAGAUGUCAGGUAUAAUAAAUAAAGAAUGUGUCUCUCCAAACCUUCAUAUUCAACCAACUGAGUUCCAAGUAUACGAUCUACAACAACAUGAAAGGUCGCAGUAUUAUACUAUGAAACAUGCUUCCAAGUGUCCAAGAUAUACUUCUAAGUUUUCCGAACAAAGCGCGAAAGAAAAACUGCCUCCUACUGGCGUAUGUGGUUGUAAGUCAACUCAAGAAGAACCAGCAAACACAAAUCUAUCACAUGUCAAUCCUUUUUGUAAAGAUUCACCGGUUGUUUCAUCUUCUAUAGUUUAUCCUCUGGAUCCUAGAAGUGAUUCUCGUUAUAUUUUGACCGGUGCUGAUCCUUCAACAAAUCCUCUUGCCUAUGCUCAACAAAUUCUUCCAUCGUUAAUUAAUGAACGCGGUUCACUAAGUUUUCAAUUAUUGUCUUCCAUAUUAGCCCAUAGUCGUAGUGAAUCUAAUCAAGAUGGUCAAAGAAGUAUGCUGUUAGAUGGAUUAAAACAAGCCUUAAGUUCAAUUUUACUUUCACCAACCAAUGUGCCUUCGGCAACAUCAACUAAUGUAGUUUGUUAUGGUACUGAUCCAGUAUACUCUAGAACUCAUUCACAGAUACUAUGUGAAGACAAAUUACAAUCAACAACUGGAUAUGUAACUCCUGUACGUAGACAUUUAUCGUGUGUUGGAUCGACGGACAACUUGAGUCCUGGAUCAGUUGUAGACAGUCCAACGCAUAAUAUAUGCUUAGAUUCACAAAAUGAAACUCGUAGCAGAUAUUCACAUCCUUCAGAGUCGGAUUCGUGUUUUUCUGAAAGUUGUAUAAGUCCAAGUCAUAUAAGUAUUGAACAUCAUAAAGAAACGCGAAUGGUGUCCUCCUCCUAUCCUGGUGGUGGUGCAGAUAUGCUUCAUCACGCUUUCCUUCCGUCUAGAGGUCAAGAAUACAGAUCUGGAGAUUUUUCUUUCCUGGGAAUAUCACCAACAAGUGAACAAGCACACACGUUAUCUCAUGAAUCAACUAUGCGAACAGAUGUUGAAGCAAGCAGAACGUCAAAAUGCUACACUACAUGUGGCUCACUUCCAUCACAACCUAGAAAAUUGGAUUACAAAGACUCCACUGUCCCAUUACGUAUUGGUUUACCGGCUUUAACCACUUCUGGACGCAUAGAUGUACGUAAAUGUCGUAAGGUGUAUGGGAUUGAAAAUCGAGAUCAAUGGUGUAAUCAGUGCAAGUGGAAGAAAGCCUGUCGACGUUUUCCCAACCCGUGUUUACCGUCGACAAAACACCCGCAUGGAUCAUCAUCCACUAACCGAAAUAUUGUUGUAUCAACGGAGAAGAGUAGCCGACAAUCGUUUGAUUCAAGUAUGUCGGAAAUCUGUGUCACCUGUUCGUCAAUUUGUCCAUCGGAUAUGAUGAAUAUACCCAGUAUGGCAGCCACUUCAAGUUGUAGUAGUAGCAGUAGUAGUUGGCCAAUUUCAACUUCUUCUUCUACUACUAUAGGCAAAACAUUGUCCAACAGUUUGACUGACCCAUUCAACAAUCCUAGUCGUCAGUAA
Messenger RNA from Trichobilharzia szidati, 2841 nucleotides. The record is from the annotation of a GenBank genome assembly. Lineage: Eukaryota; Metazoa; Platyhelminthes; Trematoda; Strigeidida; Schistosomatidae.